CAACGGCAACCGCUUCGGUGCAGCCCCUCUCCAUUGCAGCAGCCGCAACCGUCAUCACCACCGGCGCUCCUCCCCUUUUUGGAUCGCUGUCGGCACCAACAUCAGUCUCCUCCGGUGUGACGUUCUCCUCCAACUUUGCUUCACCAAGCCGGGUCUCUAUGCCAUACUCUCUCUUUCAGAAUGCUCCACCAGUGUUCUCGUGGUCGGCUCCCCUUCCCGUGCAGCCGGUCCCUCUAGAGCCGCCGCCCCUCUCAGCGGCCCUACCUUUGCUGGCCCUACGUUUGUUGGCUCACCUGGUGUCUCCACCUUCAUGAUUCCACCUCGCACACCACUAGUCAGCUCGGCCGGGACUCUACUCACGGAACUUGCCCAAGCCAUCUCUCAUGUGGCAACUAAUGUCACAAAUAUCGUGACUACCAAACUGUUAGUGGUGGAAGACUACACUACCUGGUGGACACAGUUCGAAUCGUUUCUGGUUUCCCAAGCUCUUCUUGGCAUGGUUGAUGGCUCCAUUCAGGUACCACCUACUUAUUCCAUAGAUGCUCUUAACCGUCAAACUCCCAAUCCGGAAUUUUCCACUUGGUUGCGAAUUGAUCAAACAAUUCGUUCUUGGUUAUUUGCAACCCUAUCUCGGGAUGUUCUUAUUGAUGUUCGUGAUUUAAAACAUUCCUAUGAGAUGUGGGAGCAGCUGGAGUCUCGAUUUAUGUCUGUUAGUUUAGCUUGAUCUUUGGAAUUAAAAAGGUUAUUUAAUGAAAUCAAAAAGAAACCUGAUCAGUCCAUGGAUAAUUAUCUGAGAGAAAUUAAAACUUUAGCUGAUGAUCUUGCCACAAUCAAUUGCCCUGUGCCUCCUCGUGAAAUUUUAAACACUACUAUUAUGGGAUUGGGACCUGAGUAUGAAUCCUUAUUCACCGCUGUGUCAUUAUUUGGACAAAACUUCCCGUUUGAAACUCUUCGUAAUCAUCUUCUUGAGUUAGAACAGCGGGUUAUUUAUCUACGCUCCCAGGAGUCCUCGUCCCUCCAUCAGGCCUUCGGUGCUGCAGUCAAUUUAUCCGGGCAGUCCACUGGUCAGCAGGCCGGCCAGCAGCAUUUGGGCUCACAAUACCUGGUCGGGCAGACUCAGCACCCGGUCGGGCAACAAAGGUAGCAGGGCUCUCAGCAGUGCGGAAGGGGCCACGGUCACGGGCGAGGCCGCGGUGGCAGGGGUCGUGGCAGAGGGCAUUACUCAGUCCAGUAUGGUCAGCCGCCAGCAUACUGGUAUCCUUAGGGGCAGCCAACUUAUAACCCUGGAGGGGGUGGUUCACCUGCAGGGGGUGUGACAUCUACGGGUACUGUUAUUUGUAAUUCUGCUAUGUCACAUUAAAACAUUAAUGCAUUAUCUGUUUGUGUUACUAAUAUUAGUUCUGUUGUUACUUGUCCCUCCCGUUUCACACAACCCUCCGCUCCUGCUCUGUUGACUACUCCUUGUGACACUAAUCCUACUUUAUGGUUUCCGGAUUCGGGGGCUUCUGCUCACAUGACUGCAACUGAAGGACAAAGCAUCGGAGGCAGUACUUCUACGAGCUACCAGUAGUGGGCUACAUUAUCCUAUCCAUCUGCCGCCAUCUUCACCAUUAGUUUUUGCUUCAGUUUUAGCAGCUUUUGGCCCUGUGUGGCACCGUAGAUUAGGUCACUGCGAUGAUAGUAUUUUACAGUUUCCUAAGAAAAAACAAUUUCUAUGUAGUCAUUCUCCUUUUACUCUUGAGUGUGUGGCUUGUCGUUUAGGAAAAUCACAAUGUUUGCCUUUUAUGGAUGCUAGUCAUAAUUCAAUUUUCCCUCUAGAAAUUAUUCAUUCCGAUGUGUGGCAGUCUCCUGUAUUUUCCAACAUGGGAUUCAAGUAUUAUGUAUGUUUUAUUGAUGAUUUUUCCCGUUAUACUUGGAUUUAUCCUAUGCAUCACAAAAGUGAGGUUUUUAUGCACUUUAAAAAUUUUAAGGCUUUGGUUGAAAAAAUUUUUAAUCAUAAAAUUAAAAAUUUUCAAAGUGAUGGAGGGGGUAAAUUUGUUAAUCAUAAUAUGCAACAAUUUUUCUUGGCUAAUGGUAUAUAUUUUCAAAAAUCAUGUCCUGACACACCUCAACAAAAUGGG
Cuscuta europaea is the source of this 2120-nucleotide messenger RNA. The record is from the annotation of a GenBank genome assembly. NCBI's taxonomy places the organism in Eukaryota, Viridiplantae, Streptophyta, Magnoliopsida, Solanales, Convolvulaceae.